Fusarium poae is the source of this 1266-nucleotide messenger RNA. RefSeq lists its product as uncharacterized. The record is from RefSeq and is a predicted model, not a curated record. NCBI's taxonomy places the organism in Eukaryota, Fungi, Ascomycota, Sordariomycetes, Hypocreales, Nectriaceae. The transcript has 2 exons. Bases 1 to 1266 code for a protein of 421 amino acids.
AUGCCGCCUUACGCCGCCGACCUCGAAAACUGGUGGCUAGGGAGUGGCUACGAUUUCAUCAAACAGCUGAUCGACACCGUGACCGACGGCCUCGACCCUCGGCAGUGUGGGUUUGCGCAAGAGAUAAAAACACAACUGCUAUCAUUCGACAGCGAUCCAGCGAUCGCAGAACAAAUCAAGAAGGAUUGGCCGGCAAUUCAUGCAGCAAGAGGCGUCGACUACGAUGCAAACAGUCGUAAAUAUGCCAAGCGUGUCGCUUCCACCAUCUUCCGGAGGCCCGAGAAUGGAGGUAUCAAUUUCGAUCUCGCAAUGGAUGGCCUGGGAUACCUCGAUGCAAUAGAAAUUCGCCGUCUUCGUAUCCUCAACGCCGUGGAUGAGGCUAUACAAGCUGGUCCACGGGAGGAAGACCGGUCCCCAAUGCUUGAAGAAAUUGGACGGACGUCCUUUACCAACUUCAAAAAAUUGCAUGCGGGGCUUAGGACUUGCAUUCUUAUCGAAGAGCUGACCAAAGAUGUCAACCACAGAAAGGAGGCCGCUCAGAUCAUGGCACUACUCAACGCACUUGUGCCCUCAGCUGUAUUUAUGGGGGACACAGAUGAUGUAGACCCGACUCCACAUUCGUCAGGUGUCCGUGAUAGUGUUCGAUUCUCAGUUUUCGAACAUCUUAUUUCCAAGGAUUGCUUCACACAGGAACGACAGGAAGUCAUCCAGAUGAAGCUGCGUUGCUGGUGUGAUACCUCUAGUUAUGCAGAGGUCAGAGACGUCAUGGUGCGCUACUGUGAAGAGUUCAAGAAGGUGGAGGAACUCUCUAUAAGGCUUUUGGACAAACUUGAGAAAAAAUCAGGUAACACGGUAUAUCAUCAUGCUGUCAAUUCUGGGUCUCCUACGAAAUUUACUGCAGACACAUCGUGCAACUCUGGUCCGCAGGCCGUUUCUUCUCAGGUCGAGAGUACCGUCCUUAUCCCGAACACCUCACUCGAAAACCAAGGAUCUGCAAAACAGCUACUCGCAACGCCUCAACUUCCUCUGGCUUUCCAUCCCCUGCUGAGAGGCAUGCCUGGGCGAGAACUUAGCCCUGCAAAGACAGACAUUGCUCUACUCGCUAGAGACAUGAGCCAACCGCCUAUUUCCUGUUAUCCCGACAAUCUCUCAAAAACCUUUUUUUACCAACAUCCCCGUGCCAAGAAGCUCAAAAUGUCUACACUAGAACAGGCGGCCCUUGGUCUUCUCUUGCCUGCAGAACUCGUCGAUCAGCGAGAUUACUAG